AUGACUCGCAUACUGGCAAAAGCAACUCCGCGGCCGGGACUCGUGGGACUGGCUCGCACGAGUAGUCCUGCUCUUAGACGCUGGCAACAUGUGCGAGUGGACUCGACGCUGGAGGUCGGUUCAACGCACACGAAUUCUGCUGUCUCUUCCUCUUCCUCUUCUUCCUCUACUCCCCCACUGGCCGCUCUCCCCAACGGUGUCCUGCUGCGAUCUCUGCUCAUCGCCGCCAUCUCCUCCAAGCCCUACUUGCUGGGCCCGUCGCUGCGCAUCCUGUCGAAGUUGACGCAGCCUGGGCACGGACUGCUGCUGGACGUCGACCGCAACGUGCUGCUGCAUCGGCUGCUGAAGCUCACCUUCUACAAGCAAUUCUGCGCCGGCGAGACGGGCAGCGAGACGCAGCAGACGCUGCGACACAUGAAGGAUCUCGGAUUCCGCGGCACCAUCCUGACCUACGCCAAGGAGACGGUGUUCGACCAUAAGACGAACAAGUCGCAUGGGCUGGGGAUCACCACCGACCUGGCGCAGGAGAAGACGCAGCAUUGCCCGACCAUCGAGGCCUGGCGCAAGGGGACGCUCGAGACGAUUGAUCUCCUGGGCGACGGGGACUAUCUGGCCGUGAAGCUCUCCGGAGCAGGACCCGCCGUCAACGACGCCUUCGCGGCCGGCGAGCUCCCCCCGGCGCAGAUGCUGGCGGCGCUGGAGGAGAUCGGAUCCAAGUGCCGCGACCGCCGCGUGCGCAUCCUGGUGGACGGCGAGUCGCAGCACUUCCAGCAGGGGAUCCUGCGCGUGACGAUGGACCUGAUGCGGCGGUACAACCGCGAGGGAUCGGCGCUGGUGUACAACACGUACCAGGCGUAUCUGAAGAGCACGCCGGCGACGCUGGCACGGCACCUGGAGGCGGCGCAGCGCGAGGGCUUCACGCUGGGCCUGAAGCUGGUGCGCGGCGCCUACAUCGCGUCGGACCAGCGGUCGCUGAUCCACGACACCAAGGCCGACACGGACGCCGCCUUUGACGCCAUCGCCCAGGGCGCCCUCCGCCAGGAGAUCGGCGCCUUCGGGGCCUCGUCCCCCGCGGGGAAGCCGUUCCCCUCGGUCAAUCUCUUCCUGGCCAGUCACAACCAGGCCAGCGUGGUGGCGGCGCACCAGCUGCAUCGCCAGCGCGUGCAGGACGGCCUGCCCACGGUGCCGGUGGGGUUCGCGCAGCUGCACGGCAUGUCGGACGCGGUCAGCUUCGGACUGUUGAAACUGAAGGGGUCGGAUGGCACGCCGGAGGUGUACAAGUGCUCGACGUGGGGGAAGAUGGGCGAGUGUCUGGCGUAUCUCCUGCGACGGGCGAUUGAGAACCGAGACGCGGUGGGCCGCACGGGCGAGGAGUUUCUGGCGCUCAAGAAGGAGGCGUGGCGGCGACUGGGGUGGAGGAAUUAGUGGGGAUGGAUCUUCAUGAACUAGUGGUAUGAAGUAGUGAAUGCGACACGAGAUAUGAAUUUCAACUUUCAAGUGUAU
Aspergillus steynii IBT 23096 is the source of this 1503-nucleotide messenger RNA. Its product is annotated as proline dehydrogenase family protein. The transcript is spliced from 2 exons. Lineage: Eukaryota; Fungi; Ascomycota; Eurotiomycetes; Eurotiales; Aspergillaceae. Gene Ontology annotation, molecular function: proline dehydrogenase activity; FAD binding. Gene Ontology annotation, cellular component: mitochondrion. The record is from RefSeq and is a predicted model, not a curated record. Bases 1 to 1425 code for a protein of 474 amino acids.